Molecule: messenger RNA, 1783 nt
Organism: Carica papaya (papaya)
Lineage: Eukaryota; Viridiplantae; Streptophyta; Magnoliopsida; Brassicales; Caricaceae
Source: RefSeq, a predicted model, not a curated record
AUUCUCAUUCUCAUUCUCUCACACGGGAUGCGGCGGCGAGCGUUUUUCUCCGACGGAGCUAGAGGACAGUUUGUUAGCUUGGGAGAAGUUGUCAGCGUCCAAUAAUAUACUUGUAAAUUGCUUGUGAAUUCUGCUGCCUACGCUGCACUUUGUAGUACUGUCCACAGUGAAUCACCCUCAAUUCAAUCCUUGAUCAAUUGUUUAUUGCAUUCCACCUGUGUGUCCCUUGAAAAGGAGGAGGAGGAGAAGAAAAUACAUGACUAACGACAGCACGAAUCAGACGGAGUAGAAGGCUGCAAACAGACGAACGACAGCACGACAAGGCUUGCAUGUAGCCGGGGAUGCCCAAGGACAGUGAACUGUUGACCAAGACAACAAACCUGAGCUCUGUUUCGGCUGCCCGCGAACGAAUAUGAUCCACCUAAGGUUGCUGAAGCAAGAAGAGCAGAAUUGGUACAACCAGAAGCGUGAUCUGCAACACCUAGAGAUGAUCAGCAACUGUUGCGGUUAAGGGAUUAGCAGGGAGUAUUUUCCUUCGAGACCCAAAAAAAAAGGGAACUUUCUGUUUGGGGAGGCGGACGGAUCUUCGAGGAAGAAUCAGCGUGGAAUUAGAGGGAAAUAGGGUGCUUUCGGAAGGGAAGAGAAACUGAGAGAGGGAAAGAGAAAUUCCCAGAUUCCUUGAAGUGGAGAUCGAAGGAGAAAGGGAGGAGAAAAGGAGAGUUUUUUAGGGAAAGCCUAGGGUACACGAGAUCAAUAGCGAGAGGCAGAGACAAGGGGAGCAAGGGAAGGGAGAGCUUCGAGAGGGGAUUUUGAGGAGAAAAUCCGGAGAACCAACAGCAGAGGGUACACGAGGUCGACAACGAGAGGCAGAGGGAAGGGGAACAAGGGAAGGUCUUGGCUUUGGGCUUAUUACAGUUCUUGUUGGCAUUAGGCUGACUUCUUUCCUAGUGCAGCUCGUGACAAAGCCAAAAUGGAGAGGCAUGUACAGAGAUUGCUAAACCGGGUAUCGGUGGCAUCAAUUACCGUAGCCACAAUCAUCUUCCUAUUCCUCGUCCUGCAAACCCCAAAAACCUGCAUCCCAUCAAACUCAGCUGAAAAGCCCCACCUGAAAUUUCCCACAUCAACCUGUGACUUUUCUCCUCGCCAACACCUCCCCUUGGAAAAGAAAAAUGCCCGGCUCUGGUCCUCGAGGUCAUGGCAGAAUCAAGUUUCCUCUUACACUUCUUUAUUCCUCCAAAUCCGCCACAUGGGUCUCCUCCACAAUCACUCUAAAGCGCUCUGUGUCUCUGCUGGUGCUGGCCACGAGGUAAUGGCCUUGUUCCAGAUGGGCCUUGUUGAUGUUACUGGCGUUGAGUUGGUCGAUUCACCACCUCUGGUGAGCAGGGCUGACCCCCAUAAUCUGCCCUUCUUUGACCGUGUCUUUGAUUUUUCAUAUAGUGGGCAUUUAGCAGAGGCGUUGUUUCCAGCAAGGUUUGCAGCAGAAAUGGAGCGAACUGUGCGGAGGGACGGAGUAUGCGUGGUUGCUGUGGAGGAGUGUGGUGAGGAGGAAGUGAGGGAAAUCGUAGGACUAUUUAAGAAAUCCAAGUUUGUUGAUGUAGCAAAUGUUACAUUAACCGGAACUAAAAUGACCAGGAUAAUAGUGAGAGUUGGAGCAUCUCACUAGGUCUUUUUUAUGUUCUUUAUUGGAUGAUAUCUCAUGGUUUUGUUUGCCAUUGAUCUGAUCUGAAAUUAAUUCGAUGUGAGCUAUUGUUAUGGAAUUAAAUGUUGUGCAUGUACUUGGUAA